AUGUCUACCUCCCAGGAUCCCGAUACAGUGCAAAAUACAGCAAACUUCGAUGAAACAUUUUCUAAUAAGCCGUCAUCGAGGACUAUUCAUAAUGCGGAAUCAGCCCCACAAGCUAAAGAUGUGAUCCAUGAUAUAGAAACCACAAAGGAUAGUAAGGGUUCGAGUAAUUUCCUGGUGAAAAAAAAUUCAUUACCAUCAAAUGACCUUCCCAUCAAAGUAUUACCCGUGGAAUUAUCAUCAAAGACCCCUGAAAAUAAUAUAGCCACCAAAGAAAUUGACAAUAAUGGCAACUUCGGGAAUGUACCUGAAGACUCCAAACCAGUGGUUGCAAUACCUCCUGGUACGCAAACUGAUAAUCCCAUCAAAGAAGAAAAGGGAAAACCAACAUCACAGCCAGCUAUUGCUAGUCCAAAGCUUGAUGGGCGGGAGGAUGAAUAUAACCACCAGAAAAGUAAACAACUAACAUUUAAAUCAAAGAGAAUCUCAUGGUACAAUCCACUUCAUGGCCAGAUGAUGGAUUCAAGGAUCUUGAUUCAGAAUGUCAAUGGUCCCUGUGCAUUAAUUGCAGUGGUGAACACCUUAGUGUUAAACUAUCAAUUGGAUCAUAAUUACCAAAGUGGAUUAACAGAGAAACAUUCCAAAACUCCUGAAGAUAGUCGAUGUGAAGAAUUGAUUAGAUUAAUUGAGAGCAGGGAAGAAAUUAAUGAUACAGAUAUCGUUGGUGUAUUAGGUGAUAUGUUAUUGUCGGCCAAUGCUGCCGCUUCUAUCGGAUCCAGUAGCGAGCCCAUUGAUGAUGGGACAUUUACUGCAGUUUUGAAUUUGUUACCACAUUUGCAUGAAGGAUUGAACAUCAAUCCUAAUUUCUUAACUGGUGGGAUCGAUAACUCUCAGCAAGAUGUGCAAUUCAAUAUUCAUGAACUUGAUGAAUCUUUCACAAAAGAGAUAUCUUUGUCGGUCGUCUCGGAUGCUGAAGGUAAAAAAUCCAUUAAUGUUAAUGAUUCAAAAUCAUCUCCCUUGAACCCUGAAGUUGCACUUUUCAAAGCUUUUGGUAUUGAUAUUUUCCAUAGUUGGAUGAUUGAUCCAAUUACUAAUGUUGAAGAAUACAAGAUCAUCAACUACUUGCAGAAUUUCGAUAAUUGCCAAAACUUUCUAAUCUUUGCUGAAGAUUUGAUAUCUCACAGUAAAGAUUCACCAGACCCUCCUGACGAGGGUCUAUUAUCUAAUGGUUGCCCUGAUGUUUCAUCUUCUCAUUUAACUCCUGCUAAAAAGUUGAUCUUGCAAUCAUACGCUGACCAAAUUCGAUCAUGGCUCAAUUCUCACCCAACGCAACUUACCCCAUCCGGUCUCUCUCAUCUAGUAUCCGCUGCUCCUGGUUCGCGCUUUUCAAUAUUCUUCCGUAACGACCAUUUUAGUACCUUGCUCAAACGAGCAGUUGUGGAUGAAACCGGACAGCCCGGAGCAGAGUUGUAUUGUCUUGUCACUGAUGAGGGGCUACGGGGUUAUAGAGAUGUCGUUUGGCAAGAAGUGCCUACUGGUGGUAAUACGUUCACGGCAGCAUUUCUAGGAAAGCGGGAGAAACAAGCGGUAGAGGAAAAUGGGGUAAUGCAAGAUCUUGCUAACUACGGUAUACUUAGUUUAGAAUUAGGAGAAGAAAGGUUUUACGAUGGGAAUUUCAUCCCUGUUGACCUUUCGCAGGAGUACGAAAGGCAAACAAGACAUAAUACUCGAAACAAUACUGCAGUUCAAAGAGCCACUUCUGGGUCAGAUUUUAUCAUGGUUGGAGGGGAAAUUACUAGUGCUCUAAAUGUUUCUGAAGACCAUGCUCCAGUACUGCAGAAUGCUGGGAACACUAUCACCGAUGCGGAUUAUCUUGCCUCAUCGUAUUUCGAUGGUCAAGCCCUAGACUCUCUGGCAGAUUACCGCUUGGCGCAAAGCUUACAAGCACAAGAAGAUGCUUACAUUGCUAGUCGUAUUCAACGGAAAUACCAGGUCAAAAAUCAGAAACUCAAGAAUACUGGGACAAAGAGAGUUUCGAAUUCUACAGGAGCAGUAAGUCCUGCUGGCAAAUCUGGAGUCCAUAAGAAGAAACUGGGGAAAUCUAGUGGCCCGAAGCUGAUUGAUAGCAAAAGUAAGAAAGAAGGAUGUGUGAUUAUGUGA
Molecule: messenger RNA, 2157 nt
Organism: Saccharomycopsis crataegensis
Lineage: Eukaryota; Fungi; Ascomycota; Saccharomycetes; Ascoideales; Saccharomycopsidaceae
Gene: MIY2
Product: ubiquitinyl hydrolase 1
Exons: 1
Coding region: 1-2157 (718 amino acids)
Biological process (GO): protein K48-linked deubiquitination
Cellular component (GO): cell periphery; cytosol
Molecular function (GO): K48-linked deubiquitinase activity; cysteine-type deubiquitinase activity; cysteine-type carboxypeptidase activity
Source: RefSeq, a predicted model, not a curated record